Messenger RNA from Argiope bruennichi, 2108 nucleotides. Its product is annotated as tudor domain-containing protein 3-like. The record is from RefSeq and is a predicted model, not a curated record. Lineage: Eukaryota; Metazoa; Arthropoda; Arachnida; Araneae; Araneidae. Bases 110 to 1759 code for a protein of 549 amino acids. Gene Ontology annotation, cellular component: nucleus. The transcript is spliced from 10 exons.
CCCCAUAAUGCGAUAUUGUUUUUUCUCCAGAGCCACAUUGCAAACACAAAUAUUGUGUGGAUAUUUGACUUCAUAUAAAAGAAAAUCAAUCUUUAGGAAUUAAUUAAUAAUGGAUAUUUCAUCUGAACUCAAAAAUAAAGGAUGGCAUUUAUCGAAGGAAGGAUUAGAAAUGUGCCAAGAAGGUUUAGACAGAGUAACUGCAUCUGCAGUUAUUCAAAAAGCAUUAAAUAUGGAUUUGCGAGACAUUGGAGGAAAUUUUUUCCCAGAAGAUAUGAAAGCAGCUAAAUUAGAAUCAAUUUCAGGUCCUGGUGUUGUUCAAAUUCAAAAAAUUAAGAAUGCUAGUGCUCCUAAGUAUGAAUAUGGCUCUGGUGCACCACCAAUAUUAAGACUUCUCUUAACUGAUGGAAAUACCUUUGUAAAUUGUUUACAGUGGGGUGCAUGGAAAUCAGUAAGUAUGGAUACACCUCCAGGAACAAAAAUUUAUUUGAAACCUGGGAAAAUUAUGAUGCAAAACAGUUUCAUGCUGUUAAGUGAAACACAAUUUACUUUUCUUGGUGGAUGUGUUGCACCUAUGGUGGAAAAAUGGGAACUGUGCAAACGUCUUGCUUCUCAUGUACGGACAAAGGAGAAUUUAGAUGGCACUGGUCCACCACCAUGGAUUCCAUUUGGAAAACCUAUUAACACCACUAAAACAAAGACAAGUAAUUUCCGUGCUUUAGAACAAGAUGGGAAAGAAGCCAAAGAAAAUGCAUCUUUCAAACAACAGAGAUUAGCCAACAUUGCUGAAGUUUCAAGGGUCAAAGAGGGAAAACCAAAAGUAUUUGGUGGUGGUAAAGAUGUUAAGCCAAUGAAUGCAAAAUCAGAUUCUAAUUUGCAAUCUAACAAUAAUCCAAAUGAAUCUGGAUACAAUAGACCUCCACGAAACUUUAGUGAAUUUGAAGAUAAUCAAUCGUCAAGAAAUCAGGAUAAUAGGUAUGACAAGAAUCGGUCAAAUCAAGAUUUUAACAAACCUCAGUCACAUGAUGGAUCUUCUAAUUAUGGGCAGCAAUUCUCAAGGGAUAAAAGAAAUGACCAAAGAAAUAAAUCUAAUACAAAUGGAUAUUUCAAUGAUAAAAAUCAAAGAACUUAUCAACAAAAAACAUUCAGUAACUCUUAUCGUGAAAAUGCAGAUAAUGCAAAUCCUUCUCGAAGAUUCCAAAAAUCUAAUUAUAAUGAAUCUCAAACUCAAAGAGCUACAGCCAAUGAUAGGUAUCACAACAAUGACAGAAGAAGCAAUAAUAUUGAAGAUAUAACUCAGAAAACUUCUCAAAUAAAGUUGCAUGGAUAUGAUAAUCAAAACUCUGGUCAAGUUUUUGUUGCAUCCAAACCUUUCCUUAAACCUGGUGUUGAAGUUAUGGCCAAAUACUGGGAAGAUAAUAAGUUUUACCGUGCUACAGUCCAUGCAGUUGGUAAAGAAGGAACUACAUGUGUUGUACAUUUCAUGGAAUAUGGAAACUAUGAAGAAGUUCUAAUCGAUGAUGUUCAGCCAUUGCAAGUACAUACUGGACACAGUGGAUGGGAUGUAGGACCAAUUUCAUUUCGACCAAGCCAUUGGGAGAAUAAUCGUAAUCAAGAUUUUCCGCCCAUUUCAGAGUUUCAUCACAAUUCUAACAGAAGUCAUAGCCAACAACAUGGGCAUCAAGAAAGGCAAAGGACUCCUAGACAAGAUAGACCUUCUGCAAAACUGUAUCAGCCACCACAUCAGCGUCAAACAUCUUAAUUUCACGUCCAGAAGCAUGGAUGCAGUAUUAAAUAUUUUGACAUAAGUUAUUAACCAUUUAAUUGUAAUUCAACAUGGGUCAUAUCUUUGUAAUAUAAAAACAAGAAUGAUUCUAUUUAUACUUCUUUUUUAAAAGUUUCUAGUACAACAAAAAACAUGUUUGUACAUAUUUCUCAUGAAUGCUAAAAAAGCAAUCUGUACACAAUCUUUUAUAGUAUAAGUGUGAUAUACCAUAGAGUAAUCCCAAUAAAUGUACUAUUUACUGGAAUCGGUGUUUCUUAGUCAAAAAUAUAAGAAAUGAAUUAAUUGACUGUGACAAAUAUAUAAAUUUCAUGCCAUCUCUAAAAUG